GUGGCGAAAGUGCGGCUGCGGAAGCGCGGCGAGGCAGGCGGCUGGGACGAGGAAGCUGAGAGGCGGCGGGCCCUGCGGGGUCGGGCGGACGCCAUGGGCCGGCUGCACUGCACGCAGGACCCCGUGCCCGAGGCCGUGGGCGGCGACAUGCAGCAGCUGAAUCAGCUGGGCGCGCAGCAGUUCUCGGCCUUGACAGAAGUGCUUUUCCACUUCCUCACUGAGCCAAAAGAGGUGGAAAGGUUUCUGUCUCAGCUCUCUGAGUUUGCCACCACCAAUCAGAUCAGUCUUGGCCCUCUCAGAAGCAUCGUGAAAAGCCUCCUUCUGGUUCCAAACGGUGCGUUGAAGAAGAGUCUCACAGCGGAUCAGGUCCGGACUGAUCUCAUAACUCUUGGUCUUAGUGAGGAGAAAGCCACUUACUUUUCUGAAAAGUGGAAGCAGAGUGCCCCCACCCUUGCUCGAUGGGCCAUAGGACAAACUCUGAUGAUUAACCAGCUUGUAGAUAUGGAGUGGAAAUUUGGAGUGACAUCUGGGAGCAGUGAACUGGAGAAAGUGGGAAGUAUUUUUUUACAAUUAAAGUUGGUGGUUAAGAAAGGAAAUCAAACUGAAAAUUUGUACAUAGAAUUAACCUUGCCUCAGUUCUACAGCUUCCUGCACGAGAUGGAGCGAGUCAGAAGCAGCAUGGAGUGUUUGAGCUGAUUUCUGGCCCCUUCCCUCUUCUCUUCCAUGGGUGGCUGCUCUGAGAGGCACCUCACUCACAGGCCUGUGGGGUGCUGAUAAGGGCCCUGCUUGCUUCUUGGGAGCCCAUGUGCAAAGUUUUCUGGAAAACGACAGGAUUAAGUACUGAAGAGCCCUAUAAGAUUACUCUGAAUUCUUUGUUAAGGGAACCUCCAGCACCUGUCUCCCAGGACACUUUUUAGGUAUUCAUACAGGCUAUUAUUGCAUCUCAAAUUCAGGGGAGGAAAUAAAUGGUUACCUCCCCAUCAGAGUUCCAGAGUAAACAGAUGGUACCAUCACUCAAGAUGCACACUGGUCAUCCUUUCCUCAAAAAAGCAAGGGCUUAUUUAUGGCUGACACAUGUGGGGAGCCCCCUGCGAUCUCUAUGCACUCUGCAUUUGUGGGGUGGUGGUGCAUUGCUAAUCAGUUUUUAAUGGGAGCACCUGUGUGUAAAUACUUGCUUGGUCUGCUCUGAAAAGAACUGAGGCCAACCUCUGUCCUCAUUUUGGGUUGUGCCCUGUUGUGUUGUAAUGAGGCUAUUUUAGCUUGUUUUGGUUCAAGCUGACCUCUGUUGGUUAGACAAUGAAUAAAAAAAGCUUCUAAAGAAAA
Neogale vison (American mink) is the source of this 1323-nucleotide messenger RNA. It is a transcript of the gene COMMD7, whose product is annotated as COMM domain containing 7. Gene Ontology annotation, biological process: negative regulation of DNA-templated transcription; tumor necrosis factor-mediated signaling pathway. The record is from RefSeq and is a predicted model, not a curated record. Bases 94 to 696 code for a protein of 200 amino acids. Gene Ontology annotation, molecular function: NF-kappaB binding. The transcript is spliced from 9 exons. Lineage: Eukaryota; Metazoa; Chordata; Mammalia; Carnivora; Mustelidae.